CGGGCGGAGAUGGUGGCGGCCGAUUGGCCCUGCCAGACCGAAGGCCCGGGCCAUAUGUACGGCUACGACGCGUUUGUCCGGCAGCUGACACCGGAGGGCAUGUUCAAGAUUGGCAGCAUCAACGCCUUGGAUGUUACCAACGAUGGGAUGCUCGACAUUGUGGGGUACACUGGCGGAGGUGGUGGCGCUCCGCUCGGCUUCAAUGUCUUUGUCGCUCUUGGCAAUGGGAGCUUCGAGCACACUGAAAGCCUGGGGUUGAACAUGGGCGACGGCGGAGGCUUUCUCUUUGUUGCUGAUUUGAACGGAGAUGGGCGGGGUGAUCUGAUGUCUCAGUCUUGGACUGGAUACUCGGUGACGGCCCUAGUCUCGACGAGUUCGGCGACGCUGCUGAGUCAGUUCGUGGUGCGGACUAUGUCGUCCUCGCCGCUCAAGAUGAAGUUUGUGACCACGUUUGACCUUGACAAGGACGGCGAUCUUGACAUUCUGCCGAUGGUGCACUCUUCCAGCGGAGCUAUGGUCUGGUUUGAGAACGCUGUGGGUGAUGGCCUUUCAUGGACACCGCGCGGGUACGGCACGUCGGUGACUGGCAGUAAGGAUGCAAUCACGGUACUGGACUACGAUCGUGAUGGUCACUGGGACAUUUUGGUCGACUACGGGACACAAUUUCGACUCUUCCGCAACAAUGGCGGCGCGGUAUCGUUCACGCAAACGAGGGUGUGGACAACUCCGUCGACGAUGGCCAGCUUGUUGCAGCAGGGCGCUCAGCCGGUCCUUGAUUUUGAUAACGAUGGAUACCACGAUGUUUGACGCAGUGUUUUGUGCUGUACGGAACCGGUACUACGUCUUUCACCAACGUGCCGCAUAACUUUCCUACCUACACCAGCCACACUGAUCCGAACAAGGUGGGGACACAGGCGACGCUCGCCGAGUGCCUAGCACCUUACCCUAACAACCCGCUGUUUGAGGCAGGGUAUGCAGACGUGAACCGGGACGGGCUGAUGGACAUUCUCUGGAGUGGCAAGGCGCACUUGAACUUUGCUGAGUUUGGGUUAACCGCGUUCAUCAACAAGGGCGACCGUGUGUUUGAGCCACGCUUAAUCUCACUCCAAGCAGGAACAAUGGCUUAUCGCAAGCGGACGGCUUGGCUGGUGGACAUGGACAACGAUGGAGACUUUGAUGUGCUGCGUCUAUUGACGUUUGGUGGCUUCGGAGUUGUUGUCAACCGUGGCCCAUGGCCGCUCGGCUUUCGCACCUACUGUUUGCCGUCGAGUUGCAACUCACUCACGGACAGCGAUUGCCUAGUGGACGCGUUUGCGACACGCGACCGACAUAGAGCUGAUUUUAUCGAGCUGCCGAGCACGUACACGGGAUGCCCGCGCUCGCCGAUUGAGGUCAAGUACGAGCCUGGGCUCGGGCCGCUGACGAUUCAUCCGUCGUUUGACGUGCCUGGCUCCGGGACUAUCAACUGCGGAUCCGGUGGAGUGUUGUUUGACAUUAAGGAUGGCGGGAGCCUUACGCUGGACUCGCUGGUGAUCUUGGGUACGACGUCUGCGCUGACAUACCCGCCGCGACCGGGGAUUCAGGUGCGAGACGAAGGGGCGCUCACGAUGCGCAACUGCAGCGUGGCUCAUGCCAACUCGGGGAUCUCGCCGUUUGGCGACUUGCGGGAGGUGCGUGUGGACGGCGGGUUCCUGGCUGUGACCAGCAAUGGGAGUCUUGCAGUGGCUGACACGUCUUUCCGCAAGUGCACGUCCUCCGGCUCUGGCGGCGCGAUUGCUGUCUCGAGCGGCGCGAGUGUGUCUGUGACUCGAUCGAGCUUUGUCGAGUGCGCAGCUUCAAGUGGAGUAGGCGGAGCAGUUGCGGUGGAGUUUGUGAUGCCUGCAGCGGCAUCGGAGGUGUUCCUUGCUGACGUUCAGUUUGAAGCGAACACGGCGAUGUACGGCGGAGCGAUUGCGGCGUUUGACGACGCGCUUGCUUCGCCUAUGGACAGUGAUCCGUCGCAGCUGCCGUGGCGGCCGGUAGGAAGCGCCACGACGAGCGGCGGGCGGGUUGCCAUGGAGCGGGUGACGUUUUCAGGCAACGCAGCACAUCGAGGUGAUGUGGCGUACCUAUGCGGGGCAACGCUUCAGGUGAUGGAUGCGACCGAGGGCGGGCAGGCGAGUCAUGACGCUGACGUCGACUCGGGCUCGAUAACGUUUACAUGCGUGCCCGCGAUGGUAGACGGGCGAGCGCUAGAGAACGCGGUGGCGCUGAGCGAGACCGGGUGGCUAGAUGUUGCGGCUUCGUCGGCACUGCGCAACGUGCGGAGCGGGCCGGUCUAUCUGCGGUUGGCCAAUGUGACGACACCUGUGGAACUGGUCUCGGGGACGCCGGCCAGUGAGCUCGUGUUUGAAGUCUUUGAUGCGUACGGCAAUCCGAGUGCAGAUGCUACGGUGUCGCUCCAAGUGGCACCGGGCUCCGAGGCGCAGCUCAAGCUGCUUGGCGACAAGGUGCUUGUGGCAGUGAGUGCGACGCCGAUGGGACAGGCGACGAUGGCGGGUGCGGUUUUGGCAGCCGCAGAUGCCGACAUGCUUGGGGAGACGACGGAGGUUCUUGCCGGUAUCAACCUUGUGCUGACGGGAACAAUGGUUGAGUCCGCGUCGCUGAUGGCAACUGCGUCAGUGCGACUCGGUGCGUGCCCGCGCGGAUACGGCGUCAUCUCGCCAUCGCCAUUUCUGUGUGGCGAGUGCCAGGACGGAUCGUACUCACCGGAGACGACGACUGAGUCGUGCAUCCCGUAUCCGCUUUGCCCGCGCAACACGCACCGGCCGGGCAAGUCGACGGCGUUCGAUGUCGGGCCGUGCGAGUGUAAGCCCGGGUUUUGGUCCCCGAACCGGAGGCGGAACGAGGUGUGUGUGAUGUGCCCGGUCGGAGGGAUCUGUCGCGGCUCGUCAGUGGAGGCGCCUGUUGCGGCUCAAGGCUACUUUGACGUCUCCAACGUUACAGGAGUGGCGGCGCAGUUGGCGCCGUGCCCGCGGCCGGACUCGUGCAAGGUCAACUCGGAGUGUGAGCGUGGGACGACCGACUUUAUGUGCCGCAAGUGUGAGGACGGGUACUACACGAACCGUGCGCUGCGGUGCGUCAAGUGCCCGGCGUCGGCCAAGCUAGUCUUUGUCGUCUUUGUGGCAGGCGUGGUUGUGGUGACGAUUGGGUUCGUGACGGGCGUCAUUGUGCUUGCGCAGCGGCAGAACAAGGCGCGACGCGAGCUUGUGCCGAUGUCGACGCCGUACGGGGUCAAGGCAGCGGUGCUGUACGUACAGACGAUGGCGGUGAUUGGCGGAGCGUCGCUGCUCAACUGGCCGUCGCCACUCAACUUUACACUCGACCUGUUCUCGCUCUUCAAUCUCUCGUUCUCACUGGUGGGUGCCGAGUGCGUGCUGGACGACUUUGCGCUGACGUACAAGUUCUCGGUCAUAUUGCCAGGAUUGCUGUUGGCUGUGGUGAUUGCGGCGGCGGCGACGGCGCGGUACGUGUUCCGACUUGGCGAUGUGAAGGUGGGCCAGGUUGUGCGGCGGUUGGUGUGUGUGGUGGGGCCGAUGCUGUACAUCACGUCGGCGUACGCGUCGCUGCUGCUAUUUGACUGCACACGGCUGCCAUCGGGCGAGUACGUGCUGGACGCGGACGUGGGGCAAAAGUGCUUUGACGACCAGUGGUUUGACAUGCUUCCGUUUGGGCUGUUUGCGGUGGUGGCGUACGUCAUCGGGCUCCCGCUGUUUUUGUUUGUGAUCCUUGCACGGGCGCGCAACUCGCUGGGCGAGCCGCACGUGAAGGCCGAGCUCGGCGUGCUGUACGAGGCGUACAAGCCGCAGUUUUACCUGUUUGAGAUUGCGCUGCUCGGCAAGCGGCUUGCGCUGGUUGCAGUGGCGAUGUUUGCGUCGCGUCUCAUUGUGUGGCUCCUUUUCUUCCUCCUCUGCCUCUUUGCGCUGUUUGGAGCUGUCCAGCUUCGGCUGCAGCCGUUUGCCAAGGCUUCGCACAACUCGGUCGAGCUGGCGCUCAACGGCAUCGCCAUGUUUGUGCUCACGGUGGGCGCAUUUUUCUGGGCUGAUGACUUUCCAAACAGUCUCUCGCAUUUGCUGUUUGUGGUCAUGGCCAUGUUCGCGCUCAGCAGUGGGGUCAUCCUCCUGGUCCGGGUCAUCCUCCGCGAUCUGCGCGACAUCCGUCAGCGGUCGUCCACGGUCGAUGAUGGCGUCGUUGUCGGUCUGCUGAGUCUUAGCGGUGAAGUCAGUCUGAGCGGGAGCUUGAGCGACUUGUCCGAGCUGGAUGAGGAGGCUUGACUUGGCCAUGGGCACCAAAAGCUUGUGGGGAUGGCAUGUGCGCCGGCCUCUAGUGCGAUGUGGCUGUACGCCCGGUGCACCCGCAGGCAGAGCAAGCCACGCACCUCAUGCUGCCGAAAGUGCGCGAGUCUUGCUCUUUUGCGCUGCUUAUCACGCGCACUACGUUGAAUGGAUUUUGUAGCAAAGGCGGCGUGAGAG
Thecamonas trahens ATCC 50062 is the source of this 4511-nucleotide messenger RNA. RefSeq lists its product as uncharacterized. NCBI's taxonomy places the organism in Eukaryota, Apusomonadida, Apusomonadidae. The transcript has a single exon. The record is from RefSeq and is a predicted model, not a curated record. Bases 999 to 4313 code for a protein of 1104 amino acids.